Messenger RNA from Oncorhynchus gorbuscha (pink salmon), 483 nucleotides. RefSeq names its product rho guanine nucleotide exchange factor TIAM1-like. The annotation marks the transcript as partial. Lineage: Eukaryota; Metazoa; Chordata; Actinopteri; Salmoniformes; Salmonidae. Gene Ontology annotation, cellular component: plasma membrane; synapse; cytosol. Gene Ontology annotation, molecular function: protein binding; guanyl-nucleotide exchange factor activity. The record is from RefSeq and is a predicted model, not a curated record. The transcript is spliced from 4 exons. Gene Ontology annotation, biological process: activation of GTPase activity; small GTPase-mediated signal transduction; positive regulation of axonogenesis.
CUUUAUAAAGAGAUAGAGCUGGGCUCCAAAAUAACCAAAGUCAUCCAGUUCGACAGGGAUGAGUCCUGUAUGAUUGGCUACGGGUUUUCCAUCUCAGUGGUGGAGGAGGAUUCAGUGCAGCAGCUCUACAUUACCGAUGUGAAGGCGGGAGGAUUAGCCUUCGCUAAAGGUCUGAAUGCGGGGGAUGAGAUCUUGCAGCUGAAUGGGAAAGACUCGUGCAAAUUGAAGUUCGGGGACAUGAAGGGGGCGUUUUCCCAGGCCUCUCUGUCCCUGACCGUCAACACUUUGCCCUCCACGGACCGACGACAAAUCUGUUACCUGCCCCCCCGACGCUCUGACGCACAGGAAGUCCUCCACACAGACAUCUUCUCUAUGAACCAGGAGGAGAUUCUGGAUGACGGGGUUGGUCUGACGCUGGAGAGUUCUGGAGACAGCCUGGACGACGAAUCUGAGAGCUUCAGCGAGGCAGACCAAUGCAGAAAG